AUGGCUGACAAAAAGCCCAAGGAAGGAGUCAAGACUGAGAACAACGAUCAUAUUAAUUCGAAGGUGGCGGGGCAGGAUGGUUCUGUGGUGCAGUUUAAGAUCAAGAGGCACACACCACUUAGUAACCUAAUGAAAGCCUACUGUGAACGGCAGUUGGAAAUGGAGGAUGAAGAUACAAUUGAUGUGUUCCAGCAGCAGACAGGAGGUGUCUACUAAAAAGGGAACCUGCUACUUUACUCCAGAACUCUGUUCCUCCAGACCAAGAAGACAUUCUCAAUUAGAAAACUGCAAUUUGGUUUCAACACAUCUGACUGCUACAGUAUAGUUUUCUCUAUUCUUUCAUUUUCCCCUUCCCCAUUCCUUUAUUGUACAUAAAGUAACUGAUGUAUGUACACAAGGAUUU
Molecule: messenger RNA, 403 nt
Organism: Eptesicus fuscus (big brown bat)
Lineage: Eukaryota; Metazoa; Chordata; Mammalia; Chiroptera; Vespertilionidae
Product: small ubiquitin-related modifier 2-like
Exons: 1
Coding region: 1-216 (71 amino acids)
Biological process (GO): protein sumoylation
Cellular component (GO): nucleus
Molecular function (GO): protein tag activity; ubiquitin-like protein ligase binding
Source: RefSeq, a predicted model, not a curated record